UCUUGUGGCAAUCGGUUUAUACUUAAUCUUGCUCCUACACUCGCUGCUCUUGCUCUCGCUAAAAUUCUAUUGAAUUCAUUUAAAAUCGUACGUAAAGUAACGCAUACGGAUGUUUUUUGUAUUAGAUGCAGAUUGAUUCCGUUCAAAAUAUUUUGAUUUUACGUGCAUGUUUUUUUAUUUUGUAACGACCACUUUAUUGUCUAUGAAAAAAUUAAGUUUUAUGAGGCAUUAAAAAACCAUUGUAAACAAAAAUUCGAGAAAAAAAUCAAAUACAUAUUUGUUAAAAUAAAAAAAAAAAAAAUAUUUUGUAAAUAACGAAUGUUUAAAAUAUAAUUAAUAUUAAUUUGAAUUAAUAUUUGUGUAAAAGUGUCGUGUUUAUAUUUUGGGAAUAUUUAAAUUCCAAUACUUUUUGCUAAUAAAAUGGAUCCAAAUGCUGAUGUGGAACAAUCUGGUGAAAAUGUUCUUGGGUAUGAACAACCCAAUAAUGAUUACAGUGCAAUGCUAGAUGACGUUCUUAGUACCAUAACAGACACAAUGUAUAACCCACCGUCUGUAUCAUCCACCUCAUCAGCAUCCUCGUCACCCACUUUCACACAUAUGUCACAGCCCAGUAUACCGAAUUUGGAAGGGGUUCGUCUCAAAAUUGUGGAGCAACCUGCACUAAAGGGUCUUCGUUUCCGAUACAUAUGCGAAGGACGUUCGGCUGGGUCUAUACCGGGCGUUCACUCAACGCCCGAGAACAAAACAUUUCCCACAAUUGAAGUAGAAGGCUACGAGGGAAGAGUUAAAGUUGUUGUUUCAUGUGUUACCAAAGAUGAACCCUAUCGACCACAUCCCCAUAAUUUAGUUGGUAAAGAGGGCUGCGAAUACGGUGUAUGUCUGACGACCAUUAAUGGGCCACCGAUGAGAGCAGUUUUCAGCAACUUGGGAAUACAGUGUGUUAAAAAGAAAGACAUAAAAGCAGCACUUGAGGAGCGGGAAAGAAAACGUAUUGACCCGUUCAAAACGGGUUUUGCUCACAAAGAUCAACCAUCAUCUAUAGAUCUCAAUGUUGUACGUUUGUGCUUUCAAGCCUUCAUACCAAUACCCGGAGUAAGAAAACCGUAUCCAAUACCGCCAGUGGUCUCAGAUCCCAUCCAUGAUAAAAAGUCUAUAAACGAUUUAGUUAUCUGUCGUUUGUGUAGCUGUGCGGCCAAAGUGACAGGCGGAGACACAAUCAUUCUGUUGUGUGAGAAAGUGCCCAAAGAUGAUAUUAAAAUUCGAUUUUUCGAAUUGAGAAACAAUGAAGUCUUCUGGGAAGACUUUGCACAAUUUCAACCGACCGACGUCCAUAAACAAGCCGCUAUUACCUUUAAAACUCCCCGCUACAUCAACCCCGAUGUAAAGCACAGUGUGCAGGUAUACAUACAAUUGUACCGACCUUCAGAUGGAGAAACAAGCGAAGCUUUGCAGUUCGAAUUUCAUCCCGAUCUAGGUAUGCGAACAUUUCCGCGUAUACAGCGCAAACUGAAACAUAGACAGGACAUGGAAAUAUUCCAGCAAAUACUAUCCAUAGACAGUGAAACUACUGCGACCAAGUAUUCAGUGCCCUCCUUGGCGGAUGCAGGUGAUAAUGACAAUGAUAACGAUGAUACUGUUACCAGUGACAGCUCUGCUAGUAAACCUCUCAGUUCCGACACAUUAAAUGAGCAUGACGAGGCACGGAAACGGCAAAAGCAAAGUUUUGACGAUGACAAUGACGGCGAUGAUGACGACGACGACGAUAAUGACAAUGACGACACUGACAAUUACAACUACAUUGAACGUACCAACGGUGAUGUGGAAAUUGAAUUACCAGUUCCACAAAUCACUUUUCCGACCAUGGAUGAUGCCACACAAACUUCGACACCGAUUGAAGAGAUUUUAGGGGAUAGGGAAAUAGAUUCACGUGAAUUAACGACUGUAGACAAAAUCACAGAAUGGAUGCAAUCCAAUGAAUUCGAACGUACCGACAGUCUUAUAGUUGAAAAUGGCGACAUUUUAUCUUUGAGUGGAACUACUGAGACGGUUAAAGGUGUAAUAGUUACAAGCCUAGAUACAAUUUCCAUAACGGACGACAAUCGUAUGAACACAGACCUCAUCGAGCAGGACAUAGAACUAGAUGACAAAUUUUGUUUGGAAUUACUAGCAAAGCGUAAUAUUGCUGACCAGCUGCAGGGAGACUAUAGUCGAGAUCUGGCCGAUGAUGUUGAACAUUUAAAUUGUUCCGCUAGUGCGCAAGUAUCGGUCGAUAUCGAUGAGAACUUUGACGAAACCGCUACUUACACUAGUCUUCAGAUUGCUCUCAAGAACCCUAUUGAGAUUCCCAACGAAAACUCGUUAUUAAAAGCUCAACGACAAACAAAUACUGAGAAUAAAAAAUCAUUCAGAAAUCAAGAAAAUGAUUUAGUUGUUUUGAAAAAUCCACCGGCCCCAAGAAUAAAACUAAGCGCUGCUCAAACGCCACAAACCCCGCCAUCUCCACCUUUACCAUUGCCACCCAGAACUCCUUCACCUAUUGGAGAACAAUUUCUGCCUCCAUUGCCUCCUAAGCGCAAACCUUCCCAAGAAUUAUGGGCGGGCGUAAACACUGAUACUUCGCCUUGCAAUAGUACAGCCAAUAGUAGUCGCAAUGGUAGCAUUUCCUCACGUCCGCCCUCACAAAUUAUUAUCAUGCGAACUCCCGAUCAGAGUCCUACCAAACGAUCGGCCACAUCAACACCAUCGCCCAAGAAAAAGCAAGGUUUCUUUUCACGCUUGUUCUCGCGCAAAAAGAGUAAACCCGAUGCCUCAGCUUCGGGAGAUGAAUCCAAUUCGAAAGCGACUACCCCAAACCAAAGUCGUGAACCCAGCAUUGGCAACUUUUCAAUGAAUGACAACAAUCGUGCUUCUAUACGUUCGGUAAAAUCAUUGCAACCAAAUUCCAUGGGACUUGAGCCCAAAUGCAAUGAUAAAACUGGAAAAGCUGUAGGUCGUAGUGCCAGUAGUGUUUCGGGAAAACGUCCUGCUCAACGUAAUGCCGAUGUUAUUCAUAUACCCCUAAAGGGUGACAGCUCGGAAACUUUGGGUAAAAAGGAAAGAUCUCAUUCUAGUUCCUGUACUUUAAGAUACGAUGGUGGUCUCUUGGAUCGCAAGACUUUAAGUGCAUUACAAUUGGCCGAUAUACCCAUAUCGGAUGGAAAUAUGGAACUUAUAGCCAUUGCCGAUCGUCAAAGUAUUAAGAAUUUAUGCGAAGGAGCUUAUGGUGUGGUGCUUGAUGCGGGUGUAGAUCUUUCAGAGGCUGAACACUUUGCCCUCUAUACAAGUUUGCCAUCACAAUGUGAUGAUCCCUGUGAUGAAAAUGUUUUCACUAAUCAACCGGUUUUAACACCCGAAGAAGUGGCGAUGCGUUUAGCAGCUGCUAAUGGUCUGCAUUGAGAUAUGAAAACAAAAGUUUUAAAAAAAACAUUUACUUUGCCAUGUGUAAUAAAGGUUGCUAUUUAAAAUUACAUUUGAUCUGGGUUAAUUGUUGGUAUUGUCUUAUUUACAACAUAGACUUUCCAAAUAUCCGCAAUAUUUUCUUAAAUUCAAAUCAAACAACAAUGAAUUAAAUUGACUCUGAAUAUUUAAGAGUUUAGUGACAAUCUUUUGCAGUGCGAUUUUUGACUUGACUUAAUAUUCUCUCUAUCCAUAAUUUUUAAUGAUUUUAAUCUAAAUUAUUCGAAAACUAAACCAGUAUUAUUCAUACACAGUAAUGGGUGUAUGCAAUCGAAAUAAUUCUAGUCAAGUGAACAAAUUAGUUUUAAAUAUUUUUAAUUUUUUUUUUUAUUUUUUGUUUUUA
Messenger RNA from Calliphora vicina (urban bluebottle blowfly), 3838 nucleotides. RefSeq names its product Dorsal-related immunity factor (gene Dif). The transcript has 5 exons. The record is from RefSeq and is a predicted model, not a curated record. NCBI's taxonomy places the organism in Eukaryota, Metazoa, Arthropoda, Insecta, Diptera, Calliphoridae. Gene Ontology annotation, molecular function: RNA polymerase II cis-regulatory region sequence-specific DNA binding; DNA-binding transcription factor activity, RNA polymerase II-specific. Gene Ontology annotation, cellular component: cytoplasm. Gene Ontology annotation, biological process: non-canonical NF-kappaB signal transduction; positive regulation of transcription by RNA polymerase II; response to cytokine. The coding region runs from base 421 to 3435 and encodes 1004 amino acids.